AUGUCUUCACCAGCGAGAAAAGCCAACCCAAAGCUCACCGAGAGCCCACUCUUUUCUUCUGUGUCUAAAGCAAGAUUAAAGUCCUUGUACUCAGAUCUAUCCCGACAGAAGACCUCAAAUCCGGCAGCUUACUCGUCAAAUGUUGACUGGUGGAAGAGAACUCUGGCCACAUUGGUUGAACAGGGACUACAAUCAGGUCCCGCCGACGCGUUAGUCUUGCACGCAGGUCCAGAUCUCGUCGAGACUCUCAGAUACGAGAGUGUCGGAAAGCCUAUCGGACUCGCUGCGGUGAUCGCUGAUCUAAGGGACAAGCAUGCGCUUAUUCCUCUGGAAGAAUUCUUAAGCUCUCCGACAUCUGUCUACGACCGGGAGUCUCUGGCAUAUAGAGUCGUGUCUUUUGCUGUGGGCAAGCCGCUUUGGUGGGCAAUGGAGCAACUUAAUCUGGUAGACUCCGAGCACGUCGAAUCAGAAGCAUCACUUUGGAAGAAAGUGGCGGGAAACUAUGUCUUUCUAAGCAAUGUGGAGAAAGCAGCGGAUGCUGUGACAGAGUUGCUACGACAGAAUGUAACUUCAUCCCCUGCAGAUUCGUUAUACUCGUUCGAAUCAUUCAGGAGGCUAUCCAGCAGUGCGGAUAUCGCUUUAGAGAACUCUACAUUGUCGGAGACGGACGUCAAAGUUUUACUAAGGUUCUUGGAUCGAGAUAGAAAGAUCAUCGUCACAGAUGGAAAGGCAAUUAAAGUCGUCGACUCAAUAGACUCCAAAACACCAAGGAUCAUCUCUAGCAUUGAUAAAGGAAUCUUGGAGCUGAAAACGGCGGUAGAGAACAUGGAACUUCAAAUUGAAGCACUUAACAAAAGGAUAACCGAAAAAAUACAGAAGAUUAAGGAAUGUCUUGGCGCGAACCGCAAGGAAGUUGCCAUGACGCAUCUGAAGUCCCGCAAACAGUACGAGGACCUUCUGAGGAAACGACUCGGUUCACUUGAAGUGCUCCAGGCUACCUUGAUACAAGUCGAGGCUGCUGCUCAGGACGUCGAAAUAAUGAAGCAAUACGAAUCCUCUACUGCAACACUACGAGCCAUACUUUCUCACCCCUCACUACAACGCGAAAGAAUCGACGCGACGAUGGACGCAAUGGCUGAGGCCUCCGCAGAACAACGCGAGGUCGACGAGGCAAUUCGAACUGGCAUGUCGGGCAUCACCGAGGAUGUAGACGAGGACGAGCUUCAGGCGGAACUCGCCAGACUUGUUGCAGACGCCCAGAGUGAGCAGAAAGAGCGGGAGGAGUUAAGGGCGUUAGAAGAUACGUCGGCGUUGCCUUCCGUUCCGUCAGGCACGCCGAUGGGCUCGGGGGAUAAUACCAAGGAUGAACGUUCUCACCAGGAUACCUCUAUUGAAUCUGAUGCAACAAAGCCUGUCAUCGAGCAAGUGGCGACAUAG
This is a messenger RNA of Fomitiporia mediterranea MF3/22, 1437 nucleotides long. RefSeq names its product Snf7-domain-containing protein. The record is from RefSeq and is a predicted model, not a curated record. The transcript is spliced from 5 exons. Lineage: Eukaryota; Fungi; Basidiomycota; Agaricomycetes; Hymenochaetales; Hymenochaetaceae. Gene Ontology annotation, biological process: vesicle budding from membrane; late endosome to vacuole transport via multivesicular body sorting pathway. The coding region runs from base 1 to 1437 and encodes 478 amino acids. Gene Ontology annotation, cellular component: ESCRT III complex; multivesicular body.